Messenger RNA from Funneliformis mosseae, 149 nucleotides. Lineage: Eukaryota; Fungi; Glomeromycota; Glomeromycetes; Glomerales; Glomeraceae. The record is from the annotation of a GenBank genome assembly.
AUGGCACUAACAAGACACGUACGGUCGGUUAUUGAACAGAAAAUGUCCGAGAUGCUUCGAUUAAAACAGCAACGUGAAUUGCAAAACUUUUCUGCACAAAAGAAUUUAAUUGAGAGUCAAUUAAUGACAACUGAUCUCUCACUUCCAAC